AUGGCUGACAAAUUAACCAAAGAGGAAAUUGAAAAGCUUUUCAAAUCCUUCGAUACAAAUGGAAACGGCAAAUUAUCUUAUAAUGAAAUUGAAAGUGCUGCACUCAGAGCCUAUCCACAAUUCAAGGACAAAAAGAAGGUCAUAAUGCGAGCUUAUAAAGCUGCAGAUAAAUCCAAGGACGGUUACGUUGAAAUCGAAGAAUUUAGCUGUCUCCUUGAUUCUCUUAACCAUUAUUAUGAACUAUAUGAAAUUUUUCAAAAAGUUGAUAAAGAUAAGGAUGGACGCAUCAAUUUGGAUGAUUUCAAGUAUGGGAGUAAGUUUAUGAAAUUAAAUGGCCUUUCAGACAAUGAGCUUAAAGAAGAAUUCGACAAGAUAGAUGCGAAUAAGGGUGGUAUUAUUCUCUUUGAUGAG
Cetraspora pellucida is the source of this 411-nucleotide messenger RNA. The record is from the annotation of a GenBank genome assembly. NCBI's taxonomy places the organism in Eukaryota, Fungi, Glomeromycota, Glomeromycetes, Diversisporales, Gigasporaceae.